Chinchilla lanigera (long-tailed chinchilla) is the source of this 10510-nucleotide messenger RNA. RefSeq names its product BAH domain and coiled-coil containing 1 (gene Bahcc1). The record is from RefSeq and is a predicted model, not a curated record. NCBI's taxonomy places the organism in Eukaryota, Metazoa, Chordata, Mammalia, Rodentia, Chinchillidae. The transcript is spliced from 28 exons. Gene Ontology annotation, molecular function: chromatin binding. The coding region runs from base 414 to 8390 and encodes 2658 amino acids.
CUCGCCGCGCCGGGCUGCAGGCUUGAGAGCCGCUCUGGAUGGGCUCGCUAGAGUCGUUGUUGUGGAAGCGGUGCAUUUACAGUGCAACAGUCAGCACAUUGAAAAUACCAAUAGGAAUACAAAACAAAGUCACAUUUACUGAUUUAAUUGUAUUGCAUUCAAUUGUAUCCAGGAAACAGCCUCCAACCAUGGACGUGCACGGCGGCCGCCGACUUGGCGCUCGGCCGCCCGCCGAGAAGCCCAGUCCUCCGGCGUGCUGACGGGCACGCUUCCCCUGCCGCCGGUGACCCCGGACACCGCCUCUUCCGCGCCACCCGCGCGCCACCCGCGCGUCUAGUCGCCCCUGGGCCCCGGCCACGCUGCUCCCAGGAGGCAGCGGCUGGCCGGGGCCGGGGCAGGGGCCGGGGCCGGGCAUGGAUGGCCGAGACUUUGCACCGCCGCCGCAUCUCCUGUCUGAGCGCGGGAGCCUGGGCCACCGCGGCGCUGCUGCCGCGCGCCUGGCCCCGGCCGGUCCCACUGGCCAGCCUUCCGCGCACUUCCAGCCGGGGAAAUACUUCCCGUCACCGCUGCCCAUGGCUUCACACACAGCUAGCAGCCGCCUGAUGGGAAAUUCUCCAGCGUCCUCUUUUAUGGGCAGCUUCCUCACCAGCAGCCUGGGCUCAGCAGCUUCCACACACCCAACUGGCCCCACCUCCACCCCCUCCGAGCAGGCCUACCGCGGCUCUCACCCCAGCACCUCCCAGAUCUGGUUCUCCCACUCCCAUGAAGCUCCUACAUACCCCAGAUUUUCAGGGAGUCUGGCAUCCACUUUUCUACCCGUGAGCCACUUGGAUCACCAUGGAAACAGUAAUGUUCUCUGCGGGCAGCAUCGUUUCUAUGGAACCCAAAAAGAUAACUUCUACCUGCGCAACCUGCCCCCCCAGCCCACACUCCUGCCUGCCAAUCACAACUUCCCUGGUGUGGCCCGGGGUGCACCUGCUCACCCCAUCGGCUCCUGCAGCCGGGACCGGGGUGAGGCCGGCCCCUCUCAGAAAGGCACCAAGGAAUUUGACAGCUUCCUCGUGGGCAAAGAAAUGGGCAAAGAGAAGACCAGCAAGGUGGCAGAGGGCAGGGAGCGACCAGUAGCAGAGGAGGACAGCAGUAAGGAGCGGCACAAGCUGGUGUCCAUGCCAGCUGACGGGCCCUGCAAAGAGGGUGGCCCAAUGCCCCGGGGCUCCUGUGAGGGCCGUCCCAAACACCCCACCUCUUGCCUCCUCAAUGCCAAGGUGCUCAAUGGUGACCUGGGCAAGGCCCCGUUGGCCAGCUGCACUGGGAGUAUGCUGGGCCGGCCUGGCGCCAGCGUGGCAGCUUCUGGACGCUGUACCAAGGAAUCAGUGGGUCACACAGAGCCUGGGGCAGCCUUCAGCGAGUGCCUGGAGCGGCGGCAGAUGCUACACCAUGCAGUGUCCUACACAGUGCCAUCCGGCCUGCCCACCGGCCCACCCCCGCCCCUCAGCACGGCCUCUGGCUCUUUCCCCUGCCUGCAGCUGCACACAGGCCCAGAUGGGCUCUGCCCACUGCAAGACAAGGUCCCUCGAGACCUCAAGGCCAGCAGGCCCACCUUUGUGCCUUCUGUGGGACACCUGGCUGACAAGAGCCGUCCCUUGCCGGCGGCUGAGGCCUGUGCUGUGGUCGGGGAGGGCAAGGACCGACACCUAGACGGGGCCAUGGGCCCUGACCACAUUGCGCCCUAUGGAGUCUCCUACGCCCACCUGAAGGCCGAGAGCAAGGUUGAACGGCGGCCUGGGGGCUUUGAGGCAGCCCUCAACCCCCGACUAAAGGGUCUGGAGUAUCUCAGCACUGGCCCUGAGGCCCCCUUUCCUGGACUCCCCAAAGCCAGUCUGGAUAAAAGCAGCUACUUUGAGUUGCCUGCCCCUUCGCAGGACUGUGCUCGGCCCCCUCACCAGGACACACUAGGCGGGAAGGCCACCCAAGCCUGCUGCACUUUAGACAAAACCGUCAACAAGGAGGCUCCCACUGGUGCCCCUGGGGCCCAGAAGGUGGCCCGGAUCAGGCAUCAGCAGCACUUGGUGGCUCCUGAAGUCGAGCCAGGGGGCAGCACAGCUGAGGCCAAGCGCAAGUCCCUGGAGCUGGCAUCUCUGGGGUAUGGUGGGCCCCACCUCCCCCCCUGGAGCAUCCAGGCAGGCCAGGCCACCACUAUGGCCAUCAGUGAGGAGCGCAAAGGCAGUGCCUACCUGGACCCUUUUGGCAGUGGCCUGCAGCAGGCAGCUCUCCUGCCCCAGGAGCUGCCUACCCCACCAGAUGAGGUCUCAGCCAUGAAGAACCUGCUUAAAUACAGCAACCAAGCCCUCGUGGUGGGGCAGAAGGCUCCCUUUGUGGGUCUAGGUGGCCUCAAAGCCAGCUGUGUCCAGCAGGAAGUGAAGUUUCCAGCCUCCAAGGGCCCAGGCUCAGUGGAGAGACCUGACUGUGCCCGCAGCCGGGAGCACGACACCCCACACGGAGAUGGGGAGGUGCGGCAACCACCUGUGGGCAUCGCAGUAGCCUUGGCCCGGCAGAAAGACACAGUGAGCCGGCCUGAGACAACCUAUAGCACCAACAAUGGGCGGCAGGGCCGGGCAGUCCCCGCCUUCAAAGCUGGCGGGGGACCACGUACCACACACACUUUGGACCUGGAGAGCGAGGAAGAGAGGACACGGCUGUGUGAUGACCGCCUGGGACUGGCUGGCCGCGAGUUGCUGCUACAGGACAACAAAGACCUCGUGGAAUUUUCCCGGAUCCAUCCAUCAAGCAGCUGCCCUGGAGACCUGGCCCCCCACCUCAUGAUGCAGGGCAGCCAGCUGGGAGGGGACCCAGCCCCCCACCCCCAUCCUGCUCACCCCCCCUGGCUGCCCCGUACCCGCAGCCCCUCCUUGUGGAUGGGGGGACAUUCCUAUGGCCUGGGGCACCCUGCCCUGCACCAGAACCUGCCCCCUGGCUUCCCUGCCUCUGUGCCCGGCUCCAUGCCCUCUGUGUUCCCGCUCCCCCAGGACCCCCCUGCACAGCUUGUGAUCUUGCCCUCGGAGCCCACACCCCACACAGCCCCCCAUGCGCUUGCGGAUGUCAUGGACCAGGCCUCGCUGUGGCCCCCCAUGUAUGGGGGCCGUGCGCCGACUUCCCACAUGCAGCACCCUGGCCAGCUCCCUGUGUAUUCCCGCUCCCAGCUGCUACGGCAGCAAGAGCUAUAUGCCUUGCAACAGCAGCAGCAGCAGCAACAGCAGCAACAGCAGCAGCAACAGCAGCAGCUGCAGCAGCAACAGCAGCAGCAGCAGCGGGCCACCCAGGCCCUGGAGAUGCACCGGGCCACCCAGUUCCAGCGGAAAUCUGAGGACAACCACCUGGACCUGGAAGAGCCCACCCAGGAAAAGGCCCCGAAGUCCACCCACAAGCCAGUUGCCUUAACCCCCAUGGCCAAGGGCACCCCCUCGCCCAUUGCUGCAGGCCAGGUCAAGCUUUCCCCUUGCUGUCACUCGCCUGCCCUAAAGCCCCCGGCCAGCUGCCCCACACCACCACCUCAUCCCAGUGCUCCCUGCACUUUAUCCGUUUGCCCUGCCAGCAGCCCUGGGCCCAGCUCUAAGGUGCCUAGUGCUGAGGACAAGAGUGGGGAGUGCCAGCGGGCCGGAGCUGACCUCACAGCGUUGGAACCAGACCUGCCUCCUGGACACCUGCACCCUAUGGCGGGCAUGGGCUUCUCCUCCCUGCCCUCAGAUGUGCACUCAUCUGACCUCUCGGGCCCCAAAACUAUGCAAACCGCUGUCACGGGGGCCCAGCCUGAGCCUGCAAGGACGUUCCUGCCUGGGGAGCCGCCCCCACAUAGCCCUGGGAGCCUGGAGGGGCCUGGGCUACUCUCAGGGGCCAGGGAGACCGCACCAGACCUUGCUGCCACACCCCACCCUGCCAAGCAGGGACCUCAGGGGAAGGCAGAGGACCCCAGCCCACUUGAAGGGCUGCAAGAACUGCAAUUUGGGGCCCUUCUUGAGGGAGAGGGCCCCAAGGCCAAUGGCCAGGCUAAUUCUACUCAGGGAGGGGCACAAGAGGAAAGGACCAGGGAGAAAGGGUCACAGGGGCCCCUAUUGGGAGUCUCUCCGCAAGCCCCAGAGCAGCAAGCAGGGAGCCCACAUGCCCUGGAUGAGGACAAGGAAGGUAUACGGCAGGCCCCAGAGGAGGCCCCACUGCAGGAGGAGGCCAAGCUGGAGGAGAAGAGCAUCGGGGACUCAGAGGAAGACCGGGGGGCUUCCAGCAGCGGCCACCCACUCAGGGCACUGCCAGGCCUGGAUGCCUUGGUGGCCGCUACCAUGGACCUUGGGGACCUGCCUAGCAUUGACAUGCCGGAUCCUCAGCCCUUGAUGGCCUCUGGGCCCCCCAGCGUGGCCCCUCUGCCCCACAGCUCAGGAAUUCACGGGAUUGCCCUGCUCAGCGAGCUGGCGGACCUGGAGAUCCAGCGGCAGAGGAGUGAGCUGGCCACACAAGCAGAAGAUGAGGAUUUGCUGGCCUUCAACCUGCAGCACCUGGCCACACUGGCCACAGCCUGGUCCCUGGUGGAGGCCGCCAGCCUGGACAGCACAGUGGCCUCAGCCCAGCCCCCAGCUGCCAACCCUCAUGGUGGCCCCAGGCUCACACCCCGCAUGCAAAUCCUACAGCGCAAGGAUACCUGGACCCCCAAGACCAAGCCUGUAUGCCCCCUGAAGGCUGCCAUUGACCAGCUGGACACCCAGGAGGUGGAGAUGCGUAUGCAGCUGGCAGAGCUGCAGCGGCGCUACAAGGAGAAGCAGCGGGAGCUGGCUCGCCUGCAGCGCAGACAUGACCAUGAGAGAGAGGAGAGUUCCCGCAGCAGCCCAGCUCGGCGGGGGCCUGGCCGGCCAAGGAAGCGCAAACACUCCAGCUCACUGCCUACCCUGAGGCCUGGGAGCCAGCUCGCCAGGAGCGAUGGCAAGAAAGCCAAGGCAGUGCGGGCCAGCUUGAGUCUGCUGUGCGCAGAGCUUCGAGGCAGUGACGAGCCCAUAAAGAAGCGGAACAAACUGGAAAAGAGCGUCUACAUGGGCCUGCAGACAGCCUCUGCGGAGAAGGUGCGGUGUAAGAAAAGCAACAGCCAGGGCGAGCUGGCGUCCUCGGUGACCCAGCUGAAGCCGAAGGUCAAGAGCACGGGGCUGUCUGCCAGCCUCAAUCCCUUCCCGCGGAAGGAGGCUGCCCCAGGUGGGCGCAUCCGGAAGAAGCUGUCCCGAACCAAGAAUGCCAAGGUGUCUGGGGCAGCCCGGCACCCACAGCCUGAUGGUGAUGGUGGCAGGGAGAUGUCCAAGUUCCCGGCCCAGCCAGCAAUAACGGUGGCACAUGAGGCAGGCAGCGGCUCUGACAGCGAGGACUGCCAGGCUCUCCUGGGGACAGAGGCAUCCUCCAAAGAUCCUGGACUGGUGCUGCACCCUGGGGCUGGCAUGGCCAUACUGGGGCCCUCGCCCUCCUCCGUGGUCAAGAUGGAAGCCAACCAGAAGGCCAAGAAAAAGAAGGAGAGGCAGGGCUUGCUAGGGGCCUGCCACCUGUCUAGCCCUGAGAGCGAGGUCAAAAUCAAGAGGAGGGCAGUGAAGGCCAAGGUGGGCGCCAAGCUAGAGCGGGUCCCAGGGCGGCGGCCCCCAGGUGCACCGGGCAAGAAGAAAACCAAGGGCAAGGCCAAAGGCAACCUGAGGGCAGAGCCAGGGGCUGCCUCCAGCAGGGACACUCUCUUCAGCCCCACCCGGGCCUUCACCUGCCACGAAGAAGGCAGCAAACUGGCCAGCGAGCGCCUCAAGAGAGCCACACGCAAGAGCACCAUGCUGCAGCCGGUGCUGCGGAGGAAGAACGGAGCCCUGUCUAUCACCCUGUCAGCCCGCAAUGCUAAGGCCAUCCUGGGGAAGGGCAGGAAGCUGGGCAAGGUGAAGAGCAAGACCAUCGGCAAGCAGGGUCAAGGCCGGGCUGUGAGCCGACUGCUAGAGAGCUUUGCCGUGGAAGACGACUUCACCUUCGACCAUGAUAGCAGCUUCUCAGAGGAGGAGGAAGAAGAGGAGGAGGAAGAGGCAUCCAGGGGCUUACUGAACGCCGAGCAGAGUGCUGCUCUGGCACGCUCCUGUACCAUCCACAAAGAAGACCUGCAGGACGGGCUGCCCGUGCUCAUCCCCAAGGAGGACAGCCUGCUGUAUGCCGGCAGUGUCAGGACCCUGCAGCCCCCUGACAUUUACAGCAUUGUUAUUGAGGGUGAGAGAGGCAACCGGCCCCGUAUCUACUCUCUGGAGCAGCUCCUGCAGGAGGCGGUUCUUGAUGUCCGGCCACAGUCCAGCCGAUACCUCCCACCUGGCACCCGGGUCUGUGCCUACUGGAGCCAGAAGUCUCGUUGCCUGUACCCGGGCAAUGUGGUCCGAGGUGCCUCCAGCGAUGAGGAGGAGGACCUGGACUCUGUGCUCGUAGAGUUUGAUGAUGGGGACACAGGCCACAUCGCUGUCUCUAACAUUAGACUGCUGCCUCCAGACUUCAAAAUUCAGUGUACAGAGCCCUCGCCAGCUCUGCUGGUGUCCAGCAGCUGCCGGCGAACCAAGAAAGCAUCCAGUGAGGCCCCCCCACCGAUUGAAGCCCCUACCCCCAACCUGUCCCCUAAAGCGCAAGACAGCCCCGAAGCAUCAAAGACUUCUGGGAAGAAAUCUGUCAGCAAAGACAAAGCUGGUAUUUGGACCACCAAGACCCUGGGGCAAGGGAGAGCCGCUCUGGGCAAAGCUGACCUCCUAACCUCAGGUGCCAAAUCCGCCUCGGGGGCCUCAGACCACUUCCUAGGCCGCCGGGGGAGCCCCCUGCUCAGCUGGUCAGCAGUGGCGCAGACCAAACGGAAGGCAGUGGCUGCAGCAGCAGUGGGCGGCAAAGGGCCAGGGGCACUGCAGAACCUCUUCCAGCUCAAUGGCAGUGCCAAGAAGCUGCGGGCCCGGGAGGCCCUGUUCCCCGUGCACAGCAUGGCUGCGCCUGUGUUUGGCAACGGUUUCCGUGCGGACUCCUUCAGCAGCCUGGCCCGGUCCUAUGCACCCUUCGUUGGCGGGACUGGGUCAGGCCUGUCUGGGGGCACCCACAAGCUGCUACGGGCCAAGAAAGCUGACCGAGUAGAGGCUGAGAAAGCCGGGCGGCGCAGGGCAGGCAGUGAAUUCCUGGUCAAGCUGGACCAUGAGGGUGUGACCUCCCCCAAGAACAAAAGCUGCAAGGGGUUGCUUGUGGGUGACAAGGACUUCAGCCCCAAGCUGGGGCGACCCCUCCCUAGCCCCAGCUACGCACACCCAGCCCUCAUGGGCAAGGACAAGAAGGGGCGGGCACCUGUCCACCCGCUGCCCAUGGGGCUGGCACUGCGCAAGUACACAGGCCAGGCCGAGUACCCCUUGCCCUGCGACAGUGACUGCCCCAGCUCCUACUCAGAUGAGGAUGAGGAUGGGCCAGAGCUGGCAGCUGGCGUGCCCUCCCGCUUCCUCACCCGCCUGUCCAUGUCCUCCUCCUCCUCCGGCUCAUCCACCACCUCCUCCUCGGGUUCCGUGUCCACCUCCAGCCUCUGCUCCUCAGACAACGAGGACUCCUCCGACAGUUCAGAUGAUGAGGACCCAGCCCUGCUGCUGCAGACCUGUCUCACCCACCCCGUUCCUGCCCUUCUGGCCCAGCCCGAGACCCUACGCUCCAAGGGGGGCAGCCCCCACACCCAUGCCCAGCGCUGCUUCUUGUCCAGGGCCGCAGUGGCAAGUGCAGGCACCGGCCCCAGUGUUGGCAAGUCCAAGCUCAAGUGCAAGGAGGCCCUGAGCUUCUCCAAAGCCAAAGAGCUUUCCCGGAGGCAGCGGCUGCCCUCCGUGGAGAACCGGCCAAAGAUCUCGGCCUUCCUGCCUGCCCGGCAGCUGUGGAAAUGGUCGGGGAACCCCACACAGCGGCGGGGCAUGAAGGGCAAGGCCAGGAAGCUGUUCUACAAGGCCAUCGUCCGGGGCAAGGAGACGCUGCGCAUUGGGGACUGUGCCGUCUUCCUGUCAGCUGGGCGGCCCAAUCUGCCCUACAUUGGCCGCAUCGAGAGCAUGUGGGAGUCCUGGGGCAGCAAUAUGGUGGUGAAGGUCAAGUGGUUCUACCACCCGGAGGAGACAAAGCUGGGGAAGCGGCAGAGCGAUGGAAAGAAUGCGUUGUACCAGUCCUGCCACGAGGACGAAAAUGACGUGCAGACCAUCUCCCACAAGUGCCAGGUUGUGGGCCGCGAGCAGUAUGAGCAGAUGACCCGAGGCCGCAAGCAUCAGGACCGGCAGGACCUCUACUACCUGGCGGGCACCUAUGACCCCACCACUGGGCGCCUGGUGACAGCGGAGGGUGUGCCUGUGCUGUGCUGAGCCACCACCCACCUCCCACCCUCCCUGGGCCUGCGUGUGCAGGUGGGGCCAAGCCAGGGGUAAGUCUGAGAAAAUAUGCAACCCCUCCAAGGCAAGAUCGGGCUUUUCCACAACUUUCCCUGGAAAGAGCGCUCUUGGUGUGGACUCAGUCCCAUCCUGUCUUCCUUGGAGGGUCGGGCCGGCCAUCGCGGCCCCAGCUGCUCUGUUUUCCCACGUCGCAGUUCUCAAGAGAUUAGAACCCAAGCCAUAUUUCCCUAGUACCUCUGACUGUCUCCCACCAGGGGAAAGCAGAAAUCAGGUGUGUUGUCUAUUUAUUUCUCUAUGUAAAUAUUGUAUUUCCGUGGGGAAAUUUUAUGGAAAAAAAGUGGAAAGGAUUUUUCCCCACCCACAUGAUGGUGUGUAUGCGUGUUCGCACACAUGUGUAUGUGUGUGUGUGUGUGUGUGUGUGUGUGUGUGUGUGCAGCAAUUUUGUUCUGGAGUUAUCUUUGGAAAUGCACUGUUCUCCUCAGCCUAGCUGAGUCCCCAUGGGGGCAUCUGUGAUGACAGAGGCAGCUCAGGUGGGGCAGGGGCCAAAGGCCAUAGGAUGACUGGGGGGACCUUGCUGCACCCCGCAGCCUCUGGGGGCCCACUGCAAAGUGAAAGUCACACUCGAGUUUACUUCCUUUCCAGCCAUCUAGUACUGGGCUUGGGGGUAGUGAUACGCAUCCCCGAGGGAAGGGACUCUAAGACAAGAUGGAAGCCAGUAUCACCCUGUCCCCGAGCUCUGGGAAGGACUGCAACCAUGUGUAUCUUACCUCUACUUAAGACAAAAACGAACAAAUAUUUUAUCAGUAAGAAAAAGUGAUGUUUUGAUCUUAUUUCCGAAGUAUUCCAGUUAUUUCUGAUUUCUGUUUCCUCAGCCAGUUUGGCCCUGCAGAGCAGUUGGGCCCCUAACCCCUGUGCCCCAUGCCCCCAUCUGAGUGCCCUUCACCUCCUUCCCUUUCCAGAGAGCAGCAGGGCUGCAGUGACAGGGUGGCUGGACCAGCCCCCUCUGGGCUGGGGCUGGACCGCAGUCCCCCCAUCCCCUCCACACCACUGGACAAUGGCUGUAAAACAUCCCUUCCUUCCUGACCUCUUCCCCAGUGCCUUGCUGUCUCUGGUGACCUCACCGGCCUGCUCCAGAGGCCCUGGGAAGGGAGAGGGGCCCUCAGACCCUCUGCCCACCCACCCCUGGACUUUGCUGAGCCUUCCCUGCAGCCACUCAGCAGGAUAAUGGCCUGGCCUCCUGACCUCCCGAGAGCCCAGGAGAGGCCGGCACCCUCCUGUCCUUCAGACAGACAGAGCAGGCCAGACCUACCACCCAGAGAACUCCACAUCCCACCCCAGGAGCCCGCUGCUCUAGGGGAGCUGUAGGGAAGCCCCCAGGAUGCUAGAGGUGUCCUGGGCACCUCACACCCCACUGGAGCCCUCUAACCCCCAUUCUUUGCUCUUGCUAGUCAAGAACACACCCCAUCCCUGGGGCCUUGUUUCCCCCAACUGCUGCCCAGCCCCCCAAGGGCUCUUCCUGGUGGCUCCGCUGGACACCCUUCCAUGGAUGGGGAGAGGUGUGUGUGAUAAGGACCCCCUUAUACCCACUCCAAAUCUGCCCGGUUUCCCACUCGAGUGCAAUAUUUCAUUCCUGGCAGUCGCCUGGGGAGAUGGCCCUCGGGUGCUCCUCAUAGCUUAGGAACCAGAAAGUUAUCAAGGGGAGGAAAAGGCCUGGCUGCCGGGCCUGGAACUUGGGCUGGUCAAGCCUGUGCACAGGAACAAGAAGCCUCUUUCCUUGGCUGCCUCUUUACCCUCAGCCAGGCUUUCUCCUUUGUCUGUAUUUCUUUCUCUUUUUCUUUCCUUUCUGUGUGUGUGUGAGUGGUGUGACCCCUCCCCUUCUCUGUGGUUAAACGUGGCGAAAGCACGAUUCUUGUAAAUGUGUAAACUAAGAGGAUGGUUGGAUUUUUUUUUCAAUGUAAACACUAAAAACAAACAAAACACAAAGGUUUUAUGAACACCAAACUCUAUGUAAAUGCAUUUUAGUAUUAAAUUUUUUAUUGAUAACUUGCUUAAGAAUAAAUAUAUGAACUAUUGUACAGGUUCUCAGUGGUCCA